Amphibalanus amphitrite is the source of this 3240-nucleotide messenger RNA. RefSeq names its product protein transport protein SEC31-like. The transcript has 5 exons. Lineage: Eukaryota; Metazoa; Arthropoda; Thecostraca; Balanomorpha; Balanidae. Gene Ontology annotation, molecular function: ubiquitin binding. The coding region runs from base 163 to 2058 and encodes 631 amino acids. Gene Ontology annotation, cellular component: ESCRT I complex. Gene Ontology annotation, biological process: ubiquitin-dependent protein catabolic process via the multivesicular body sorting pathway. The record is from RefSeq and is a predicted model, not a curated record.
AUAACUGUCCGUUUUAGAUUCCAAGAUUGGGGAGCACUUGGGGAGAGAGAGAAAAAUAACUUUAUUUUUUCCUAAUUCAAAUUGAAAUUGUGUGGUGUGACUCAAGGGUUUAAUAGCCAGCCAAAGACCGUCGUAUAUAUAGCCUUGGACUCAAGACUCAUAAUGGAUGGUGUACCAGUGAAAAUAAGUGAAAUGUGUCGUCCUCCGACAAAGGUUCAUCUACCAGCUCCUCUCCGUGCUCUGCCACCAUCAGAGCUGCCUGCCCAACCAAUAACAUUCGAGCUGGAGACCAAAGCUCUGCAUUGGGUGCAGGAGCGCAGGCGCAACCUGUUGUCGGAGCGUGCCGGUCGGACGGAGCGGCUGCACCUGAAGGAGCAGGCCCAGAAGCGUCGGCGGGAGGAGCAGGCCCGGCGACUGGCCGAGGAGCAGGAACAGCGGCGGCGCCAGGAGGAGGAGCAGCUGCGCCGCGAGGAGCAGGAGCGGCUGGAGGAGUUUCGCCGCAAAAAGCAGCAGGCCAACACAGCCGAGUCCACGGAGGCGACAGCGUCCGGGAGCGACACAGCUUCGGCCGCUGCCGCCGCGCCCGCUGAUGCUAUAACAGCCAACUCAACUGCCAAUGCCAGCACCACCACCAAUGCCAACGCCACUGCCACCGCACCUGCGGCGGCCCCUUCGCCUCCCCCAGUCGCGGCUGAUGCUCCCGCCACUGUCACAAACCACGUAGCUUCGACGGACCCCGAGACCGCCGUCGAUCCCGCUCCAGCUCUUGCGAACGCCGCCGUCGAUCCGAGCCACUCCCACCACAGCCGAGCGCCAGGCCUGGACGCGAGCAGCUCGGCCGCCGCUCCCGUCGGCCGUCCGGCCGCUACGCCUCAGACCGACGCACGUCCCUCGCCCACCGUUAUCUCCUCCAACCCGUUCAACCCGUUCGCGGGUGCGGCGGCGGCCAUGCUGCAGCCGCAGACCUGGCGACACCAGCAGGCCGCCGGCGCGUCAGCCCAGCGUCCGGUAUCGUUCAACUACCGCGACUUCGAGAGCCAGGCGAGCGACCCGUUCGACAGCGCUGAACUGAAGACCAUCAACGACAUGGAAGAGCUAGCCAGUGUGUUCCGGCCGCCGGCAGCCGCGGCGACCUCCCAGCCCCGGCUCGAGUACCCGGGUCAGCAGUCUCAGCAGACGCGGCCGGCGGCCGGCACCCACAGCCAUCAGUACCACGCGCCGGCCGCGGCAGCCGCCAGCGCCGGCGGUUACAGCUUCUCCGGCGCCUACUCGCCGUACCCGAGCGCGGCCUACAGUCGACCGGCGUACAGCGGCGCUCCGGCCAAGCCGGCGGUGGUCGAGACGCCCCCGUACCGGUACCCGGGCGGCGGGUACGUACCCCCGGCGCCAGCGGCGCGGCCCAACUCACUGGCGGCCGAGGCGCCGGUGCCCGCACCGCCACAGCCCGAUGCGCGCCAGCUGCAAGAGUUUUACGCGCGCUACUACGGGCCGCCGGCCGGCGCCGGAGCUCGACUCCGCAGCAGUAGGAGCGAACCGGACCUGAGCGAACCGACGGCAGCGGCGGCCGACGCCGGUCCGGACUCGGACGGCGGAGCGGCGCGGCGCACCAAGUCGCACACACCGCCGCCGGCCCCGAGCUCCGGCGGCGCGCCACCGACGCAGGAGUGGCCCUGGCAGCGGCCGGAGCGGCCCGCCGAGCCGGCCCCUGACCCGCUGCACGGCCUGGAGCCGGCGGUGCGCGCUCGGCUCCAGGAGCUGGCGCAGAUGGGAUUCCCGCUCGACCGACUCCGGAGGCUGCACACCCAGUUUGACGGAGACGAAAAACAGAUGAUCGAGUUCUGUCUGUCGGCUCAGCGUCUGGAGGAGGCGGGCCACGCGCCGCUGGCGGCCGAGCGCGGCCUGCUCGAGUGUGACGGCGACCUGGGCCGGGCGGCCGACUUCCUCAGCUCGCUCACUCAGCUCACCGGUCUGGGCUUCCCCGAGCAGCGGGCCGCUGACGCGCUGCGCCGCUGCGACAUGAAUCGGGACCGGGCGCUGGACAUGCUCGUGCAGCGCUGACGGCGCGGUGGUGUCGCUGCCCCGGUAUGCUCCGCCGGCCGCCGUGUGACAGCGGCAGCCGCCGGACAGGGAGCGCAGAGGACACGGUGCCUGCGACCGGGCUCCGUCGGCUGGUCCAGGGAUCAAGCACCGACCGCUGGCUGAUAAUGUGGCUGUGUAGCCACCGCCAUCUGCAGCACGGCGUGAGAAACCUGCAGGUGGCUCGGCUGGGCGCUGAGCUCUCAGUGAUCGCCGACAGAGGGCUUUCCAGCGGAGCUAGGUAAGCUGAGCCGUUUAGAGCGUCCGCCUACGGCCGUGGGCCUCAGCUAGCUGCGGUGUACGAAGAGCUUCAGCUGUCUCCGGGCGUACGGGAAGUAUUCUUGGUGCGUGAACCAUGUGCACUGUGAGUCGUGACACCGUCAUCUUAUCGUGAGUCGUGAGUCGGUCGCGAGUGGUGGCUGUGAUGUCCGUAAUCGUCAGAUCUGUAGCGUCGUCACUCGUCGGCGUGCCACGUCUGGCCCGCUCUGUCCUGCUCUAGGCUAGCGGGGGACGAGCGGCACACCGCCUGUCCACCCCCGCUGCUCGGUCAAUUCCACCCACAUUCCAGGCAAGUUUGGUUCAGAAACGCUGCUCAUUUUUGCUUUGAACCAUGUUUAGCAAAAAUAUCCACUCAUUUGUGAUAAGUGGCGGUGGGUGAUGGACGACCAGACGUCAAAUAGCGUAAAAUACUGCUAAGAAAAUGGUGCUAUUUUAUGUACCGGCCGCUGUUUUAGUUUAUGUGUACCGUGGGCGGCUGUAGCUGUAACCAUUUGGAUCUGUGCGCGCUCGUUCAGUUCUUGUGCGUCUGCUGGCGGCGGGCGGUGUUCCGCGCCCCGACGGGCCGUUCAGGGAGGGUUGGGUGCCCCGCCUACCGACCCAGGGAGCGGUGGGUGCCCCCGCCUACCGACCCAGGGAGCGGUGGGUGCCCCGCUUACCGACCCAGGGAGCGGUGGGUGCCCCCGCCUACCGACCCAGGGAGCGGUGGGAGCCCCGCCUACCGACCCAAGGAGCGGUGGGUGCCCCGCCUACCGACCCAGGGAGCGGUGGUUGCCCCGCCUACUGGAGACGGCCGUUAUAACGACCUCUAUGUGGUCUUCGCCUGCCUGCGUCAUAUAUCAUGUAAGAGCUAAGAAGUAUGCGUAAUAUACCUGUAUCCGAAUAUCA